GCGGCGAGGAGCGGCCAUGGCGGCGGCGGUGCUGGGGCGGGCGGCGGGCUGUGCGCGGCGGCCGCUGGCGGCGGUGCGGCGGCCGCUGGCGGCGGGGCUGCGGCGGGGCUGCGCGGGGCUGGCGGUGGACGACACGGUGAACGGGCUGAGCGCCGAGCAGCGACAGCUUAGACAGACCAUGACAAAGUUCUGCCAAGAGCAUUUGGCUCCAAAGGCUCAACAGAUUGACCAGGAGAAUGAAUUCAAAGGCAUGCGGGACUUUUGGAAGAAACUUGGAGAGCUGGGAGUUCUGGGGAUCACAGCUCCAGCGGAGUACGGGGGCUCUGACCUGGGCUACCUGGAGCACGUGCUGGUGAUGGAGGAGAUCUCGCGCGCGUCGGCGGCCGUGGGGCUCAGCUACGGCGCCCACUCCAACCUGUGCAUCAACCAGCUCGUGCGCAAUGGCAACGACGCCCAGAAACACAAGUACCUGCCCAAGCUGAUCAGUGGGGAGCACAUCGGGGCCCUGGCCAUGAGCGAGCCCAACUCUGGCUCUGAUGUCGUGUCCAUGAAGCUGAAAGCAGAUAAGAAAGGAGACUACUUUGUUCUGAACGGGAACAAGUUCUGGAUCACCAAUGGGCCGGAUGCAGAUGUGCUCAUUGUUUAUGCUAAAACUGACAUCACCGCAGUCCCGGCCUCCCGGGGGAUCACUGCCUUCAUCGUGGAGAGGGGAAUGCCUGGUUUCAGGACAGCCCAGAAGCUGGAUAAGCUGGGAAUGAGAGGGUCUAACACCUGUGAACUGAUCUUUGAAGACUGCAAGGUCCCCGCUGAAAAUGUCUUGGGGGCCCUGAGCAAAGGAGUCUACGUCCUGAUGAGUGGACUGGACCUGGAGAGGCUCGUGCUGUCUGGUGGGCCCCUGGGGCUCAUGCAAGCUGUUCUCGACCACGCAAUUCCAUACCUGCACGUCAGAGAAGCAUUUGGACAGAAAAUUGGCCACUUCCAGCUCAUGCAGGGGAAGAUGGCAGACAUGUACACGCGGCUCAUGGCGUGCCGGCAGUACGUCUACAACGUGGCCAAGGCCUGUGACCAGGGCCACUUCAACGCCAAGGACUGCGCGGCGGUGAUCCUGUACUCGGCAGAGUGCGCGACGCAGGUGGCCCUGGACGGGAUCCAGUGCCUGGGUGGCAACGGCUACAUCAACGACUACCCCAUGGGGCGGUUCCUGCGCGACGCCAAGCUCUACGAGAUCGGGGCGGGCACCAGCGAGGUGCGCAGGCUCGUCAUCGGCAGGGCCUUCAACGCCACCUUCCAGUAACGUCCCCGGGGCAGGGGCAGCACCGGCACCACGAGGCCUUGAGCACGAGGCUGGAGCGCACAACUGCUUCCCGCUUGCCGUCCUGGCGCUGCCACCCAUGGACUCCCCUCCACCCGCUUUGGCAACAGAGGCUGCUGGGCUGGGCUGGGACAAAGGAAUCGGAGGGUGGCAUGGCAGGAAAAGGGUUUUAUCUCGUUGUGGUCAUCCUGAUUCACACUCUUCAUGAGCUGUUGAUCCUCAGCAUUGCAGGGCUGAGGGUUGUCCCCCCACCAGGACAGACUGGCGAGGGCUGUGCAGCCAUUGCUGAGCACAGAAAGUCAACCCAAAAAAGCCAAAACGGACAAGGAGGGAACAACUUUAUUCUUUUCCAAAAGUGCCAUUAACUAGUUAGCAUUUAGCAUAUUGCCACUGGAAGGUGGAACUUCCCACUGUGCCCUUCCAGUGGGAUUAAUGCCUUCCAUUUUUGGAACUCGACGCCAGCAUCGUGGGGUGGCUGCUCAUCAAUGCUUAACAUCAUCCAUGCUCAGGCAGUGUUUUAGGUGCUGAUUCCUAAAGCCUCCUUAAAUCUCACAUCUGUUUGUUUGCAGAAUUCCUUUCUAUUUGCAGAAUUCUUUUCAUAUUCUGGCUGCUUCUGGAGGCAUUUCGGUGCAGCCCUGAGUCCUUGCUGUGCUGACCAAUGGCUCCCACUGGGUCAUUCCCUCAGAGGUGCCACCACUCAUCACUCUGGUGACAGUCAGACCUGUAUUGUGACAUCUGUGCAUGAAGCAGGCAGGAGGAGUUGACUUUUUGGGGGGUUUUGUUCUCCGGGGGUUGUUGUUUUGGCAAAGCCUGUUCUCACACUCCACCUCCAGCUGGGGCGAGCGCAGGGUGUUUGGGGGUGAUCCCAGUGUAUAUUUUGUACAGCAGACUGAGGUUGAUCCAGCUUUGUUAAAGGAAAUUGCACAGUGUCCUGCCAGCCUUAAAAGAGUGAAUCACAAAUCCAGAUGGGAUGCUGGAAGUAUGAUUGAACAGUUAAUUAAUUAAACAGUUGCCAUGUAGGCAACUCCCAGCAGUUUUAACAGAAA
Empidonax traillii (willow flycatcher) is the source of this 2358-nucleotide messenger RNA. RefSeq names its product isovaleryl-CoA dehydrogenase (gene IVD). Gene Ontology annotation, molecular function: 3-methylbutanoyl-CoA dehydrogenase activity; flavin adenine dinucleotide binding. The record is from RefSeq and is a predicted model, not a curated record. Gene Ontology annotation, cellular component: mitochondrion. Bases 17 to 1294 code for a protein of 425 amino acids. Gene Ontology annotation, biological process: L-leucine catabolic process. Lineage: Eukaryota; Metazoa; Chordata; Aves; Passeriformes; Tyrannidae. The transcript is spliced from 12 exons.